Auanema sp. JU1783 is the source of this 1170-nucleotide messenger RNA. Lineage: Eukaryota; Metazoa; Nematoda; Chromadorea; Rhabditida; Rhabditidae. The record is from the annotation of a GenBank genome assembly.
AUGUCAUCAUUUAUGUCUGAUACUGAAUACUAUUCAGCAUCAUGGAACAAUAUGGAUAAUUUGCCUACUAAUCAAUUAUCAACAUUUCAAACGAUAUGUCCGACAGUGUUAACAGUUCUGGAAAUUGUCAUGGCUCUUUUCCUCAUUCUUGUAACAGUCGUAGGCAACGUACUUGUUUGUAUUGUCAUUAUGAAAGUUCCUAAGCUACAACAGCCAGGAAAUUUUUUAUUGGUUUCGCUAGCAGUAGCAGACGCUCUUGUAGGAUUAGUCGUCAUGCCAUUAGCACUAAUUGAUCUCAUAUUUGAGAAAUGGCUCUUAGGACCAUAUAUGUGCAAGCUUUACUUAACAGCUGACUUAUUCUUAUGUACAGCUUCCAUUGUGAAUAUAUGUGCUAUAUCUGUUGACAGAUAUCUGGUCAUUUCACGCCCUCUUCAUUAUGUUACUCGACGAACCAAUGGUCGAAUACUAGUUUACAUAGCUAUAGUAUGGACAGUGGCAGCAUUUGUCAGUGUAUCAUCACAUAUCAUGACUACCGUUAUACCUGAUUCUGAUUACAGUCAGCCAGACACCUGUCAGGUUACACAACAUAUAGCCUAUCAAAUAUAUGCUACCAUUAUUGCUUUUUAUGGUCCAACAUGUAUAAUGGUUGUGUUGUACAUCAAAAUUUGGAAAUCUGCUAAACGAGUUGCGCGAGAAGAAAACUACUGGAUCAAUCUCAAUCGAGCUGACAUACACACAACAGACGAUGAGGUCAAAAUUUUAUUAGAAAGUUGUUCGCCUAUAAAGAAACAAGAUAAUGGCAAACAGACGAGUCAAGUAACAAGAAAACGUAAUAUCAGCAUAAAGAAGAUUAAUAUAAAGAAUGGAUGUAAAGCAAGAAAAACGUUACUUGUCAUUAUGAGCACUUUCAUUAUAUGCUGGCUGCCAUUUUUCUGUUUUGCUAUUGUUAAAUCGGUUUUUCGCGUUAGAAUUGAACCAUGGCUUGAUUUAUUGGCUCUAUGGUUGGGUUAUUCUAAUAGUGCAUUGAAUCCAGCAAUUUAUUGUAAAUAUAAUAGAGAUUUACGAACACCUCUAAGGGAAAUGUUGUUAUGUCGAUGUAGUACACUACAGAGCGUUUUGCGUCAACAAACUUUCAACAAUCGCUAUGGUCCAAGUAAAGGAGCAAAAUGA